Molecule: messenger RNA, 1713 nt
Organism: Fusarium sp. VM40
Lineage: Eukaryota; Fungi; Ascomycota; Sordariomycetes; Hypocreales; Nectriaceae
Source: the annotation of a GenBank genome assembly
AUGCCUGAAUACCGCCACGCUCGGAGCGGUAGCCUCAGCGUUGCCAGUCCCAACGGCAGCUCACAGGCGACCCCUCUGGCGACCGCUGCCCGCUUCGAUGGUCCCCGAAGCCCUCCGAAUACCUCCCACGUGCCUUGCAAGUUCUUCCGUCAAGGUGCUUGCCAGGCUGGAAACGCCUGUCCUUUCAGUCAUGACCUGAGCAAUGCCGCCGAGAACGUCUGCAAAUACUUUGCCAAGGGCAACUGUAAAUUCGGCCCCAAGUGUGCCAACAUCCAUAUCCUCCCCGACGGUCGACGCAUCAACUACGGAAAGAAUGGCGUCACGAUAGGCAACACUUCCACCCUCGCAGGGCGCUCCAACCCCACCUCGGCAAGCAGCAAUCAAUCCUCCACCAGCGCUCUCACCACCUCGCUCUACCGCGCUGAUGUCCCCGCGUACGGCUCGGCAUAUCCCUACGAUGAACAAGAUCAACACACUCUGGGUCGCCAGCCGAGCCUCGAGAAUGGCCUCCCCACCAUCGAUAUGUCUUAUACUGGUUCCAACUAUGGUUCGCCCAGAGACGAAGAGUCUUUGCGCUUCGGCAUGGGCCUCUCUCCUGUUAACAACAAGGGUCUCUCUGUCCUAGACGCUCCUCUUCCCGCAUCCUUCGAUUCCAAUGGCAUCUCAAACGCCGCCCGCUUCCCCGCUGGUCCAUGGCCCUCGUCUGUUCCCAACCAGUUCGGCAUUGAAUCUCCCACACCUUCGUUGAGCAACGCUAAGGACUCUCGCACUUCGGAGACUCUCAAACUUCUACACACAUCUGCCUUCGGUUCCGAGCAUCUCUUGGCUCCUCUGGAUAGAAGCCCACCAAACUCUCACCAAGCCAACGGGGAAGAGUACUUCGGCAGGCGAGCUAUGCACUCGUCUCGCUUUACCAAGCCCCGUAUGCUCAGUUCCAGCAUGCCUAAGACGUCUGUUGAUCGAGACUGGGAGCCUGGUUUUGCCUUUGGCGACGACGACGACAACCUUCCGGAAAACUAUGUACCCGAGAACCUACAGGACCUCCUGACGCCCGUUGAAAAGGCCCGACGGGGUUCUAUGCGAGCCGAUGGCGAAGACGGCCCAAGCAAGUACGGCAGUCCUAUCGGAACAAGCCCCAGCCGUUGGGGUCCCAUGUUCCAACGACAGAAGGAAGAGGAAGAAACCUCUCGAUCGCUCCGCGGUGCCUCUGCCUUUGGUCAUGUGGGAAGCCCUCUCCGGAACUCUAUCCUAUCACAAGAAAUGGGAGGCACAAACGGCUUUGCUCGUCCAUCUUCCUUGCGAUCUGCCAGUGAUGGCAUGUCGAUGCUGUCUCAACAAUUCCAACGAAGCCGUAUCGAUGACACCGCAGGCAACUCAAGCCCGCUUCUCCACCCUUCAACCGCUCGAGCUGGCACCACCGCUAGCGCCAUUAACCCCAUCAGCCCCAUUGGCAAGGAGCGUGAGCGUGGUGGCAUCGAACGUCAUGUGUCGAGCGGUAGCAUCAGCUCGUCCAUGAAUGGCCGAUUCACCACCCCCAUCAACGAAGACGACGAGAUGUUCCAUAUGGAGGGUAUGGAAGAAGACGGCGAGCCUUCCGUCAAGUCUCCUAAGAGGACAUCGGCUGGACUGUCCAUGAACGUCUGGGGCAGCUAUGCUUCCGUCGCCGGCAAGUCUACCAACGGAACUAAGGGAGUUCCUGUCAGCGGCCGAUGA